This is a messenger RNA of Plasmodium gonderi, 1542 nucleotides long. RefSeq names its product cysteine desulfurase. The record is from RefSeq and is a predicted model, not a curated record. Gene Ontology annotation, molecular function: cysteine desulfurase activity. The coding region runs from base 1 to 1542 and encodes 513 amino acids. NCBI's taxonomy places the organism in Eukaryota, Apicomplexa, Aconoidasida, Haemosporida, Plasmodiidae. Gene Ontology annotation, biological process: iron-sulfur cluster assembly. The transcript has a single exon. Gene Ontology annotation, cellular component: cytosol; mitochondrion.
AUGAAGUUUUUUCAUUGUGUAAAGAAUUUGAAUAUUCCAAGAGGAAAUACUUUUAAAAAAUUGUGUAAAUAUGACAAGACAAGAGGAGAGAUUAAAGUACUGAUAAAUAAUUCAUUCAUUUCGAGAAAUACUGCAAAUGAACAUAGCUUGUGCGAGAGUGGAGGAGGGUGUAAGAACAGGAGGUUCCACACCACGAGGGAAGAUAAUAAAUUAGGAGAUGAUUUGUUGGAUAAAAAUGACAUGACAGAUGGAAAAGUAGGAUAUAGAAAUAGCCAACCUGUGGAUGAUGUGGCAAACGAAUAUGAGAAAAAAAAAAUUAGCAGGUUUUACUUAGAUAGUCAGGCAACCACCAUGAUAGAUCCCAGAGUAUUAGACAAAAUGCUACCUUACAUGACAUACAUAUAUGGAAAUGCACACUCGCGGAACCAUUUCUUCGGAUGGGAAUCUGAGAAAGCAGUUGAAGAUGCAAGAAAACAUAUCCUUAAUUUAAUAAAUGGAAAAAAUAAUAAAGAAAUUAUAUUCACAUCCGGUGCAACGGAAAGUAAUAAUUUAGCACUUAUAGGAAUUUGUACAUACUAUAACAAACGAGAUAAUAAAAAAAAUCAUAUAAUUACAUCCCAAAUUGAACAUAAGUGCAUAUUGCAAACAUGCCGAUAUUUACAAACGAAAGGAUUUGAAGUAACUUAUUUAAAACCUGAACAAAAUGGAAUUAUAAAAUUAGAAGACAUUAAGAAUAGUAUAAAAGAUAGUACUAUAAUGGCUUCUUUUAUUUAUGUGAAUAACGAAAUCGGAGUGAUACAAGACAUUGAAAAUAUUGGUCUUUUGUGUAAAGAAAAAAAUAUUUUCUUCCAUACUGACGCGUCUCAAGCAGUUGGUAAAAUCCCCAUUGAUGUUCAAAAAAUGAAUAUUGAUUUGUUAUCCAUAUCAGGUCAUAAAUUAUACGGCCCCAAAGGAAUCGGGGCAUUAUAUAUUAAAAGAAAAAAACCCAAUAUUAGAUUAAAUGCAUUAAUACAUGGAGGUGGACAAGAACGAGGCUUACGAUCUGGAACUUUACCAACUCAUUUAAUUGUAGGCUUAGGGGAAGCAGCAAAUUUAGGUUCAAUCGAAAUGAAUCGAGAUAAUAAAAAAAUGCGUUUUUUUUUUGAUUAUGUAAAAGAUUAUUUGUUGAAAAAUUUAGAUUAUAUUGUAUUUAAUGGAUGUCAAGUAAAUAGAUAUUUUGGGAAUAUGAAUAUUUCUUUUUUAUUUGUUGAGGGCGAAAGUUUGUUAAUGUCUUUACAUGAAAUUGCUUUAAGUUCGGGUUCUGCAUGCACAUCCAGUACACUAGAACCCAGUUAUGUGUUACGAUCUAUUGGAAUAUCAGAAGACAUAGCACAUACGUCCAUAAGAAUUGGAUUUAACAGAUUCACAACAUUUUUUGAAGUGCACCAGUUGUGUGACAAUUUGGUUAAGUCUGUUAAGAGAUUACGAAGUAUCUCACCUUUGUACGAAAUGGAAAUGGAAAAAAAUUCCCCCAAUGACACUCCUCAAUUUGUGUGGACAUAG